CCGAUAUCUGUAAUCGUUUGUCUAGGUGCCAGCAGUGGUUUCACUCCAGCAGUUUAUGAUGCUUUCAAGUCUUUCUGGGAUCGUGUGCAGCCACACGCUAAGAGAAUGGUCGAUAUCACUGUGGCAGGUCCACUGCGCCAGUUUGUUAAAGUGCUUUUCUCUUCCGACAAAAUGGUGGUCGAAUCACUCCAUUCAAAUAUGGAUACGCUGUCUUCUGUUGCUGUCAUGGCUCUUUUAGGCCUGUCUGCGCUUUCUGCUCUGACAUUCGUCGGAUUCCAGUUGCACGACGAAACGGCUCACAUUGCCCAGCUCGCUACAAACGUUGUCAAUUCUCGCCCAGACUGGCUUGGUGCAGCAAUGAAUUACACGGAGGAUAAGCUUGAAGACCACCAAAUCGAUAUUAAUGAUUACAUGAAACAGGCUUACGAACAUGGCCGUAGCUGGUUAGCUUCC
Molecule: messenger RNA, 453 nt
Organism: Cylicostephanus goldi
Lineage: Eukaryota; Metazoa; Nematoda; Chromadorea; Rhabditida; Strongylidae
Source: the annotation of a GenBank genome assembly